This is a messenger RNA of Amoebophrya sp. A25, 1206 nucleotides long. Lineage: Eukaryota; Dinophyceae; Syndiniales; Amoebophryaceae. The record is from the annotation of a GenBank genome assembly.
AUGCACGAUCCAAGAAUCAAGGAGGGACAAAAAAAUUUCUGGUCGGCACUCUAUAUGGCUUUGUGACCAUGUUUCGAGCACUAAGCAAUCUCGCUUCAGCCACCUUCACGUUAACUUUUUAUCCUAUGCCUGGAAAAUUAUUCAUAAGACAGUAAGAUUUUAAGCACUCAACACCGUAAUGGAUGAGUCUCAGUGCAAUCAGAUCAUUAUUCUGAGGUCACAUUCAAAGACCACGUAAAAAAUGAAGCUGUUUAAGAUAUAGAAACUACUUCGUUAUCAUCAAUAUCUUAUGUGUACUACGACUAAUACUCAGUACAAGUGGCGUUGAAGUAUCAUCCUUGACGAUGUUUUGUUGUUGAGACGGUAAGAAAAAGAAAAUCAACAAAACGAAUGAGUCUCGAGGGCGAGUGAAAUUAGCACCUUCAAUCAGUCUCAGUGCAAUCACAUUCACAUUAUUCAUUUGAAAUGAUCAAGAAAUUUCCUGUUUUCAUUUUAGUGCAGAGUGUCGCGUUGUUGUCGCCCUUUGGUGUGGCACUAGCGGCAUUUUUGAUAUUGGGAGAACGCAAACGGCCACGUGGGUUUUGGCCGGCUUGUCUCAUUUGCGUGCUUAGCAGUCUUUGCGUCCUGACCGGGAAGCAGCUUGCGUUCGCGCAACAUGAGCCAAAUCUUCCACCUGGAGGUGCGGAUCAUAACACUUGGCAACGUUUGUUAGCAGUGGAGGAGCAAAAACAUCUUCUUCACGAGGAUAAUUCAAAAAAAACUACCCUCGUAGAAGGAGUCUUCCAAAAUACUUUCCAACGUUUGCUAGGAGUAGGCGAUCAAGUAAACCCAGAUCCCUACACUUGGCAACGCUUCGUGGGAGUAGAAGACCAAGGCACAGAUCGGGACGAUAUUAUCGUAUCGACCUUGCAACGCUUCUUAGGAACAGGAGAACAAGUACAAGACCCAGGAAUCAAGACUGCAUCAGCACUUGUGACAAGAACACAGCGGAACCCGAUCGCACUUCUCAAUAUUGCGAUCGGCGUGGCGUUGCAGUGCGUGACGAUUGUACUGAUUUCGGUUACAAGAGUGGCCAUGAAGCAGACUUAUGAUUUCUUGCGGAAAUCGAUCAUCUGCUCGAGAAGUAUCUUCACUUUAUUUGAUGAAGAUUCAGGUUCUACUAAAGGGGAAAGGAAGGGCUUUGGCUUUCGGAUGUUUUUUGUUUAG